Molecule: messenger RNA, 1833 nt
Organism: Laccaria bicolor S238N-H82
Lineage: Eukaryota; Fungi; Basidiomycota; Agaricomycetes; Agaricales; Hydnangiaceae
Exons: 13
Coding region: 1-1833 (610 amino acids)
Source: RefSeq, a predicted model, not a curated record
AUGACAUGCCCAAUCAGAAGGGGCGAACUCAUCACCGUCAUAGAUCCUACCUUUACAAGUAGGACAUCGACGUUUCAAGUUGAGACUCAAGAUUACGAUGAUGGUCACGACACCCAACGGUUCGGACAGUUCAACGUGCUGAGAUGGCUGCCAGGAAAGCGCUCCUCACUGUUCAAGAUCGACCCAAUUUCAGUGAUACCGUCACAUCCUCUGACAGUCACACCGAGCGCCUUAUCACACACCAUCACUCUUGAAACGAGGCUAAAAUUUCUAUAUCAAUUGGUCUUCCCUCAUGCCUGCCGUUCAAAGCAUGUUCCAAGCGCUAAGCAUCUCCCUUUCACCAAAACCACCAUGACUACCGCGAGGGGUGGCUCAACGGGAAGCCCCAGCAUUGAGAUUACAGAAAUCUGUGUUUCAUCCCAGUAUAUCCUCAAAUCGGUCCAGCUUUCGAUUGGAUCGUUCAAACGGGAAUCACCCUGUCUCCUGGAUGCAAAGACUCACGCAUUUGAGUUGUCAUCCCCCUGGCAAGUGCCUCCCUUCUGCAAUCGCUCCUGUCUUGCUGAUGCAGGACUUUCUACUCUAGAAUGGUCAAAAUCAUUUGACAAGUUCGAUGUCAUCUUGAAGUUUAGCCAAUAUGCAGGGAACCUGCGACGAGUGGCGACCUACAACCCACAACGGAUGAGUUAUUCAAGUUGGUCGAACGAGUGGUGUAGGGAAAUCUUCCCUUAUCAACGAAUGCUUCGGCGUCAAGGAUGCUAUGAGGCCACUUCCCUGUCUUCUCAAAAUCCACUCCUAAAGCUUGUCCUUCCCCAGACCGUGGCUCAUUCAAAGGCUGGCGUGUCAAAUAUCAAUACUCCAAUUAUAGCCAGCGAAAACAGAAGAUUUGUUCUACACGACAGUCAGGGCUUCGAGCAUGGGGAGGGUGACAACUUCAAGAAAGUCGUUGAUUUUUUGAAAGCUCGGAAGGACAUGCCCAAUGUGAGGGAUCAGGUACAUGCUGUCUGGCUUUGUUUCCAAGUAUCCUUGUCUGAAGGUAAUCGUUUGUUCGAGGCUGGGGUGGAAGAGUUAUUCCGUAUGAAGUUGGUAGGACAGGUUGAAUUUGGUAACAAUCUCAAGUUUCAAAAACGCAACAAACAUUUGGAUGCGGAAACCCGAAAUGCAUGUCUUGCUGAAGAGGCCAGAGCAAAGUUCCAAGAAUUGUGCAUUGGUCCCUUUGAAAAGGUUGUUGAUAAAAACAUUCCGCACAUCCCCGUCUCAACUACUAAAGGAUACAAAGAUACCAGAAAGAUGUUGAACGAGCUUGUCCGUCUCACUACUGACUAUGUUAAAAACACGCUGGCGGUCGACGUUGCUGGAGAUGUUGCACUAGUCUCUGCCAUUGCUCAACGCGUGAAUCCAGCUGUGAAGAUUGAUGCGGUGAUUGCAGUUGGGAAGAAGCGUUAUUGGAUGGAUCUCGCGGCUAGUGCAAAAUUUCUGGGCAACACUAUAGAAGAAUGUCAACGGGUUCUACAUACUGAUAUCGUUCAAGUGUGGAACAUUCAGGAUGAUUUAAUUUUUGGCCUGGUGGUGAACGCCCGUUUGCGCCUUUCCCGCCGCUUGAUCAAGCUUGUCUUUACGGCCUACAACAUUUCAGAGGAAAGGAGCAAAGUUCACAAGGAGGUUAAGGAACAUGUGAAGCUGGCAGGCUGCUUUGACUGGGAUGCAGCUCUGGCAAAGAUCAUUCAAUUGAUCAAGGAGUAUCAGAUGAAACCCGAGAGUAUGGACAAGCUACAAAGUGCAGUUGAGAUGUUCGAGAACAAUGACGACGAGGAUUGGGGCAUAGGCAAAGCGUGA